GGACGUUUCAUCGCUUUUGUAAGGUCUGUUUUCGUUUUAAUCUUUGACAGAGUGAGAGCGAACGAGCCGGGCGGCAGGCAACGACACCAGGCGCGGGUGGCCGGCUCAUUCGUCCUUCGGUGCAAUAAUAAUAUUCUGUGCUUUUUGUACAGUUUGGCUGCCUCGUUUGUCUGAUGUUCCGUUGCUCUGCUCGUCGUGUGCUCGUAAUCAACACGUUCUGCUCACGUCAAUAAUUAUUUAAGUGCUCAAAAUUCAUUGUGUGAUCUACUUUUGUGUUAUUAAAAUCAACAGUUUUGCAAAUGUUAAAUUGAUUUCAAAAACGAAACGUAAAGAUAAACAGUGAGCAAUAUUCAAAAUGUGCGGCUGCGUGAGAGUUCUCCGCAUUGGCAAGCCGCUACCCAAAGCAUGGCAACGAAGACUGUUCAGCUCAUCCUCAACACCACCACCCGUUCAAGGAGUCCCAUACACUAAACUUAGUGUCGGAGUACCGAAGGAAAUAUGGCAGGAUGAACGGAGGGUAGCAGUUGUACCGGCAGUAGUUAGUAAAUUAGUAAAAAAGGGAUUUAGCGUUAAUAUCGAAGAAAAUGCCGGAGUACUAGCAAAUUUUCCAAACAAGACUUAUGAAGAGGCUGGCGCGAAAAUCACUACGUUAAAGGAUACCUAUCAAUCAAAUAUAAUUUUAAAAGUGAGACCGUUAGCUGAGAGUGAAGUUCAAAAUGUAACUGAGGAAUCUACGCUUAUAUCGUUCUUUUAUCCGGCUCAAAAUCAAAAUCUAAUACAAAAAUUGGCAGCUAAGAAAAUAAACGCAUUUGCAAUGGACUGCAUACCACGUAUAAGUCGAGCGCAAGUAUUCGACGCUCUGAGUUCUAUGGCGAAUGUGGCUGGAUAUCGAGCGGUCAUCGAGGCAGCUGCACAUUUUCCACGCUUUUUUUCUGGUCAGAUGACGGCAGCGGGUCGCGUGCCUCCGUGCCGUGUGCUGGUGAUAGGCGGUGGGGUGGCCGGCCUGGCGGCGGCCGCGCAGGCUCGCUGCAUGGGCGCCGCAGUGCGAGCCUUUGACACGCGUCCUGCUGUACGCGAGCAAAUCGAGAGUCUGGGAGCGCAGUUCAUCACAAUGGAUGUCAAACAUACCCAGGAAGAAGGAGCAGGCGCAGGCGGUUACGCCAAGGAGAUGAGUGAAGAGUUCCUCAAUGCUGAGCGAACAUUGCUGGGCAAGGAAGCCAGGACAUCUGACGUAGUUAUAAGUACAGCCCUUAUUCCUGGAAAACCUGCACCUGUGCUUAUUUUAGAGGAUGCCGUGCGGGACAUGGCACCCGGCAGCGUGAUAGUGGACCUGGCAGCUGAAAUGGGGGGCAAUGUACAAACGACCACGAAGGGCAAGAUCACAAAGGUGUAUGACGUCACGCACAUCGGCCUAACAGACUUGCCCAGCAGGAUGCCCGCACACGCCUCCACACUGUACGCCAAUAACAUAUCUGCCUUUCUGUUUAGUUUAGGUAACAAUGACCACUUUUACAUCAACCUCGAGGACGAGGUGACCCGCGGCGCCAUAGUGUUGAAAGCCGGUGAGCUGUUGUGGCCGCCGCCGCCCGCGCCCAGCAUGCCGCCAGCAGAAACGCCGGUCAAAGCCACCGCUGCUGCCAAAGUUGAACCACCGAACCCCUUCAAUGAAACUUUGAAGGACACCUUCCUAUAUUCUACGGGUUUAGCUAGUUUAAUAGGACUCGGGAUUGUGUCUCCGAACCCUGCAUUUACAACUAUGACGACGACACUCGCAUUAUCGGGUGUGGUAGGCUAUCACACAGUAUGGGGCGUAGUGCCGGCUUUGCACUCCCCCCUGAUGUCCGUGACCAACGCAGUAUCCGGCAUCACUGCUGUGGGCGGACUGUUACUGAUGGGCGGCGGUUAUGUGCCUGAGACCCCUGUACAGUGGUUAGCCAGUACUGCAGCACUCAUCUCAUUUGUUAACGUGUUCGGUGGAUUUUUAGUCACACAGCGCAUGUUGGAUAUGUUCAAACGGCCAGGAGACCCACCAGAAUACGGCUACCUGUACGCCAUUCCUGCCGCAGCGCUGCUUGGGGGAUACCUAACUACCGCAAUGCAGGGAUAUCCUGAAGUACACCAAAUGGCAUACCUCGCUUCAUCAUUGUGUUGCGUCGGCGCUUUGGCCGGCCUCAGUUCGCAGACCACUGCGCGUAAAGGAAAUUAUCUCGGAAUGAUUGGUGUUACGGGAGGAAUUGCGGCUACAUUGGGGAUGCUGACGCCCAGCGCAGAAGUGUUGGCGCAAAUGCUUGGCGUGGCCGGCAUCGGAGGCCUUAUUGGAAGCGUUAUAGCUAAGAAGAUCGAGAUAACCGACUUGCCUCAACUUGUAGCUGGUUUCCACAGUUUGGUAGGCAUGGCGGCAGUACUGACGUGCGUGGCGACGUACAUGCACGACUUCCCCGCCAUGGCGCUCGACCCCACGGCGACCACGCUCAAGACAUCGCUCUUCCUCGGCACUUACAUAGGAGGCAUCACAUUCACCGGUUCACUGGUCGCGUACGGGAAGCUGCAAGGCACACUGUCAUCAGCGCCACUGCUGCUGCCGGGUAGACAUGCGAUCAACGCUGGCUUACUGGCGGGCUCCUUAGGCUGCGGCGGCGCUUUGAUCGCGUUCCCUGAGGCUCCUGGGCUGCCUCUGCUGUCCGCUGCUGCCAUACUGAGUGGCAUUCAGGGACUGACCUUGACCGCUGCUAUUGGAGGUGCGGACAUGCCAGUGGUUAUAACCGUGCUGAACAGCUACUCUGGUUGGGCGCUGUGUGCGGAGGGCUUCAUGCUCAAUAACUCACUGAUGACCAUCGUCGGCGCGCUCAUCGGUAGCUCGGGAGCUAUCCUCUCUUACAUCAUGUGCAAGGCCAUGAACCGUUCGCUGCCGAACGUUAUCCUGGGCGGCUACGGUGUGAUCACGGGCGGCUCGGCGCGGCCAGCGGGCGCCACUCACACCGAACUGAACGUGGACUCUGUCGCAGACCUCAUCGAGCGCGCCUCCUCCAUUAUCAUCACUCCUGGUUACGGAUUAUGCGUAGCCAAAGCUCAAUAUCCGAUCGCUGAAUUAGUGGACUACCUCAAGGGCAUCGGCAAGAAAGUGCGUUUUGCUAUACAUCCCGUUGCAGGGCGCAUGCCUGGUCAGUUGAACGUGCUACUGGCUGAAGCGGGGGUGCCGUAUGAUGACGUCUUGGAAAUGGAGGAGAUCAAUGAAGACUUCCCCGAAACCGACCUUGUGCUUGUUAUUGGUGCCAACGACACGGUCAACAGCGCCGCAGAAGACGAUCCGAACUGCCCGAUCGCGGGUAUGCCUGUACUUAAAGUGUGGAAGGCUAACCAGGUGGUAGUCAUGAAGAGAUCGAUGGGCGUCGGCUACGCUGCCGUGGAUAACCCUAUCUUCUACAACCCAAAUACUGCCAUGUUGCUGGGAGACGCCAAGAAGACUUGUGAUGCACUCCUCGCUCGUAUCAAGAACAUGGCCGCGUAAAUACAGUACAUCACUGCCUCUCUCAAACUUGUGUGGUACGGAUUUCCCACCAUUUCAACCGAUGAUAUGGUAUCGGUCUAUGAUGAUACCGAUAAUGUCGCUAAGUUCCGGUUCGCGAAAGACGCAAACACGUUACUGUGGUGUUGUCUGUCAUGACGCGACAGAAAGUGACGGUCGGAUGAUGGCAACUCUUUGUCAAUCAUCAACACGGUCGCUUAGUAUGAGAGCUUGUAUUAAAUAGUGAAUGUAACGCCAUAAAUAUUUGACGUACUUAUUUAGAUUAAUCGAAAAUUUAAAACGGUUACUAAACGUAUUUUAA
Molecule: messenger RNA, 3827 nt
Organism: Maniola jurtina (meadow brown)
Lineage: Eukaryota; Metazoa; Arthropoda; Insecta; Lepidoptera; Nymphalidae
Product: NAD(P) transhydrogenase, mitochondrial-like
Exons: 23
Coding region: 356-3508 (1050 amino acids)
Biological process (GO): NADPH regeneration; proton transmembrane transport
Cellular component (GO): mitochondrial inner membrane
Molecular function (GO): NAD binding; NADP binding
Source: RefSeq, a predicted model, not a curated record